Molecule: messenger RNA, 1881 nt
Organism: Echinops telfairi (small Madagascar hedgehog)
Lineage: Eukaryota; Metazoa; Chordata; Mammalia; Afrosoricida; Tenrecidae
Gene: GLRA1
Product: glycine receptor alpha 1
Exons: 10
Coding region: 280-1845 (521 amino acids)
Biological process (GO): regulation of membrane potential; signal transduction; nervous system process
Cellular component (GO): plasma membrane; neuron projection; postsynaptic membrane
Molecular function (GO): glycine binding; transmitter-gated monoatomic ion channel activity; transmembrane signaling receptor activity
Source: RefSeq, a predicted model, not a curated record
GCCAACAGACACGCUGGAGUUUAACCAACAGCAAUACUCCGGGCGCUCCUGAAAAGCAGGGCCGGGCGCUCUCCGUGGUGCUGACACGCUUCGUGGCACCUAGAAGCCCCUUUGCUCCAAUUUCCUUCGGGGCUCUUCCUCCGACGCCUCCGUUCCUCACCUCCCCAUAACAUCUGGAUUAUUUUGUUUUUUCAAUUGCGCUCGCUGAUUCUGUAAGUGCCAAUUUGAAACCUUUUUGCCCCCGUAACUCGUGGACUACAAAGCACAAGGACCUGAAAAAUGUACAGCUUCAAUACUCUUCGACUGUACCUUUGGGAGACCAUUGUAUUCUUCAGCCUUGCUGCUUCUAAGGAGGCUGACGCUGCCCGCUCCGCUCCCAAGCCCAUGUCGCCUUCGGAUUUCCUGGAUAAGCUCAUGGGGAGAACCUCUGGAUAUGAUGCCAGGAUCAGGCCCAACUUUAAAGGUCCUCCAGUGAACGUCAGCUGCAACAUUUUCAUCAACAGCUUUGGUUCCAUUGCUGAGACAACCAUGGACUAUAGGGUCAAUAUCUUCCUUCGGCAGCAGUGGAACGACCCCCGGCUGGCAUACAACGAAUACCCUGACGACUCUCUGGACCUGGACCCAUCCAUGUUGGAUUCCAUUUGGAAACCUGAUCUGUUCUUCGCCAAUGAGAAGGGGGCCCACUUCCACGAGAUCACCACAGACAACAAACUGCUAAGGAUCUCCCGGAAUGGGAAUGUGCUCUACAGCAUCCGAAUCACCCUGACAUUGGCCUGCCCGAUGGACUUGAAGAAUUUCCCCAUGGACGUCCAGACAUGCAUCAUGCAACUCGAAAGCUUUGGCUACACCAUGAAUGACCUCAUCUUUGAGUGGCAGGAGCAGGGAGCUGUACAAGUAGCAGAUGGCCUAACGCUUCCCCAAUUUAUCCUGAAGGAAGAGAAAGACUUGAGGUACUGCACCAAGCAUUAUAACACAGGUAAAUUCACCUGCAUUGAGGCCCGGUUUCACCUGGAACGGCAGAUGGGCUACUAUCUGAUCCAGAUGUACAUCCCCAGCCUACUAAUUGUCAUCCUCUCGUGGAUCUCCUUCUGGAUCAACAUGGAUGCUGCUCCCGCCCGUGUGGGCCUGGGCAUCACAACCGUGCUCACUAUGACCACCCAGAGCUCAGGCUCCAGAGCCUCUCUGCCCAAGGUGUCCUACGUGAAGGCCAUUGACAUUUGGAUGGCAGUGUGCCUGCUCUUUGUGUUCUCGGCCCUGCUGGAGUACGCAGCUGUCAACUUCGUGUCUCGGCAGCACAAAGAGCUGCUCCGAUUCAGAAGGAAGCGGAGACACCACAAGGAGGAUGAGGCCGGAGAAGGCCGCUUCAAUUUCUCUGCCUACGGGAUGGGCCCAGCCUGUCUGCAGGCCAAGGAUGGAAUCUCGGUCAAGGGCGCUAAUAACAACAACACCACCAACCCUCCUCCUGCACCGUCUAAGACCCCGGAGGAGAUGCGAAAACUCUUCAUCCAGAGAGCCAAGAAGAUCGACAAGGUGUCCCGCAUCGGCUUCCCCAUGGCCUUCCUCAUCUUCAACAUGUUCUACUGGAUCAUCUACAAGAUCGUCCGCAGGGAGGAUGUGCACAACCAGCCCAGGUGGGCCCAUGCCAAAAAGCCAUUGUGCCUCUGCUUCCAGAGGGAUGGUGGCAUGGGCAUGAGCCGUGAACAUGGCGAGAGUGGGAGAGAAGGAAGUGAGGCCCGAGGAUUGGCAGUCCAAGUAACCCCACCUCAGUGCUCACAUCUCCUUGUGAAGGACCGCGCCCGCUGCUCUCUGGAGUCCCCUUGCUUCUGGGCUUCUACACCCACAUGACUCACCCUCCCUCCCACCCAGGAACGGCUGCCAUGG